Marmota monax (woodchuck) is the source of this 7504-nucleotide messenger RNA. It is a transcript of the gene Stard4, whose product is annotated as StAR related lipid transfer domain containing 4. Lineage: Eukaryota; Metazoa; Chordata; Mammalia; Rodentia; Sciuridae. Gene Ontology annotation, cellular component: cytosol; endoplasmic reticulum. The transcript has 7 exons. Gene Ontology annotation, biological process: cholesterol transport involved in cholesterol storage; intracellular cholesterol transport; cholesterol import. The record is from RefSeq and is a predicted model, not a curated record. Gene Ontology annotation, molecular function: cholesterol transfer activity; cholesterol binding. The coding region runs from base 441 to 1067 and encodes 208 amino acids.
GCGGGGAGCGUCCCGCCUUGCCCUGAAGCGCUCGAUCCUUCCCAUUGGCUGCGACUGGCAGGGACUGGAUUCCCAUUGGCUGCUGCCAGCCGCGCCUUGCCUGGGAAACUGAACAGAUCUGAACUCCUCUGUGUUACUGGAGGCGGUGAGUCCGGCGUUUACCUGGAGCACCGGAGCUGCACCCUAGAACCUCUGGUGUUGGCGGGGAGAGCUGGUGGUCAGUUUGCAUCAUUUUUUCAAGAAUUCAGACACCCUGUGUUGGAAUUUGGACUCCUUCACUUAUUUAGCUGUACGAUCUUAGACAAGUGACUUAACCUUCCUGUUGCUGUUUUCCCAUCCUGUAAAAUAGGAGUAAUGUCAAGAUGGACCCUUAUGGUUGUUUGUGAGGAUUAAAUGAAAUACAGUGUAAAACAACCAGAAAAAUUGAACAAGAGAAAAAUAUGGAAGGCCUGCCUGAUGUUGCUUCUUUUUCAAGUCGACUCAAAAACACUCUUAUCCAGUACCAUAAUAUUGAAGAUGACAAAUGGCGAGUUGCAAAAAAAACGAAAGAUGUAACAGUUUGGAGAAAACCUUCAGAAGAAUUUAAUGGGUAUCUCUAUAAAGCUCAAGGUGUUAUAGAUGACAUUGUCAAUAGUGUAAUAGACCAUAUACGCCCAGGGCCCUGUCGCUUGGAUUGGGACCGUUUAAUGACUUCAUUGGAUAUUUUGGAGCACUUUGAAGAGAAUUGCUGUGUGAUGCGUUACACUACUGCUGGUCAGCUUUGGAAUAUAAUUUCCCCAAGAGAGUUUGUUGAUUUCUCUUACACUGUGGGCUAUAAAGAAGGACUUUUAUCCUGUGGAAUAAGUCUUGACUGGAGUGAAAAGAGACCUGAAUUUGUUCGUGGAUAUAAUCAUCCCUGUGGUUGGUUUUGUGUUCCACUCAAAGACAAUCCAAACCAAAGUCUUUUGACAGGCUAUAUUCAGACAGAUCUAUGUGGAAUGAUUCCUCAGUCUGCGGUGGAUACUGCCAUGGCAAGCACUUUAACCAACUUCUACAGUGAUUUACGGAAAGCCUUACAAAAGGCAUAAUAUGUUCAAACUUGCAGUACUGUGAUCCCUGACUCUGCUCUUUCCCUCCUGCUACAAGUCCUCUAAAGAUCAUUUAUUUUUCUCUUCUGCAGAACCUGUAGAAACAUUUGGGAUGCUUUUUGUAGCGUAAUGUUUUAUUUUAUUCCUAAAUUAAAUUUCUGUAUAAAAGAGAUUAUUGUUAUUAUUACAUAAUAUUAAUAAUGUAAUAAUUGGUAAUAAUUAAUAAUCAUUGCAUAUUAUUAUUAUUACAUUUUCGUUUGUCCUUUGUUUGGUAUGGUAGUGUGUCUAGUAAUGGAGAGUGUGACAGAAAUGCACAAAGAAGUAAGUACAGUUCUUUGGCCUAGACUGUUCACAUAAAUUGAAUAGUGCCUCAGUGUGAAUAUUUUGAUUGCUUAGAAAUUAGAUGAAGCACAGACUUCAUGUUUUCAUACUAUUUAAGAGCUUUAUGAACAUUUGUAGAAUUUUAAUUUUUUUGAAGGUAAAUGUUAGUCUUUUCCUUUUGGUGUAUUCUAUUAGUUUGCCAAUGUCUUGUACAAAAGAAAAAAAAAGCCUUUCUUUAUAUUUUAUAAGAUAGACUUCAUUGUCAAUUGAACUUGCACUACUUUAAGUAUUAAAGAGACCAAAAAUGAGAAAAGAAUAGUAACUGCAGAUAUAAUUCAAAUACAAUUUAGUUUUGAUAUCUAGUUAACAUUCUUUUGUAAUAUCUUUAAAACACAAUUGUGUCAUUGUGUGCAUUUGUUUUGGGAGUCUGAGAGCAUUUAUGCAUGAAUGUGAUGAUGCAAAAUAACUGCCAAAUAUGUGUUGGGUAUACUACGCUGAUUGAGCAAUAGUCUGGGUUGUGUGAAAUGGCUAGUGGUAUCUAGUAGUCAUCAACAGAGUCAUCUCUAGGAAAUCAGGAUCAGUGAAUGUACAUGUUUCAAUUUUAGAAGUAUUACUCAACUCAAAGCACUAUAAACUGUAACAUAAACAUUCACAACUCUGAUCACUUUUGUCUAAAACUAUAACAAAUAUAUUCAUAGACAGACAUUUUUCAUCCUUUUAUAUUGAUUAGAAUGAACUAUUAUAGGUCCUUUGUUUCUAUGGCUGUCUUAAGUCAUCAUUCUUUAAUGAUUUUUUUUUAUUUCAAAUGAUUCUUUUGCUGUUGAACUAUCCACCUAGUUUACUUUUAAAUUGAGAACCUGAGCCCACUCUGUGUGUUUUUGUAAAUCUUGUAUGUAUAUAUAGGUUUGUGUAUGUGUACAUGUAUUGAAAUCUCAAUGUUCAAUGUCAAUUCUUAAUAUGCUACUAUUACUAUUUCUAUUAUUUCAUUUCUUUUUCCUUUUUUUGGUAGGGGGUGGGGGGACAUAAUAUGGGAUAAAGUGAGCCCUGGAAAUAAUUACAUGCAGGCAGGCCGCAGAAAAGCACAAAAGUAUAUAGUGGUUCAGGUGCAUGAAGCCUUGAUCUUUGUUUAACUUUAGAAAUUUAUAAGCAGCUACUAGGUGAUAUUUUAGAUUAUUUUAGAUCUGCUGAGCUCCAGCUGCGUACUGCUUAUUAAAAAACAACUUAUUGAGAUAAAGUUUCAUAAUAUACAGUUUAUCCAUGUUAAGUCUAUAAUUGAAUAAUUUUUAAAAAUAUAUUUAUAGAGUUAUGCAGCUAAAACUAGAUUCCAGUUUUAGAAUAUUUCCAUCACUCCAAAAAAAUCCUUUUUGUCAGUUUGCAGACUCAUAUCUAACCUAAGUUUACUGCAGUUGCCAGUAUAAAGAAGAUGAUGGAAAUGAUUAUAAUAGGUCUUUUUUGGUCUUGUUUUUAAGAGUGCAGGUGUGUGUGAUUUAAACUCAGGAACCUUGUGAUAAUAUAGUAGACAUUUUAUCUCUAAUGUCAUCAUAAUUUAAUGUGGGAUUGAUAUUAACAUAUAAUUGAGUAUGCUGUUUCUAUAAGCAGUGCUGUAGGAUAGAAAAAUAAUCUAAGCCAUGUAUGUAAUUUUAAAAUUUUCUAGCAGCCACAUUAAAAAAUAAAAAUAAGCAGAUGAAAAUAAUUUUAGUAAUAUAUUUUAUUUAACUCAAUAUAUCCAAAAUAUUGUUAUUUCAACAUGUAGUCAAUGUAAAAAAAUUAUUGAGAUAGUUUAUAUUCUUCUGUACUAAUUACUUGAAAUCUAGUAGUGUGUUUUGCUGAUUGGGACUAGCCAUAUUUUAAGUGCUGCUUAGCCACAUGUCAGUGAUUACUAUAAUAUUUGUUAUUCAGCAUAGUUCUAUACUGUAUUUAUUCAUUUGUUUUGCUACAAGGUGAAGUAGAUAAUUUCAUGAAAUUACUUUCCCAAGUAGAAGUCUUCUGUAGUCUCUAUAGUCUUCAAUACUUGCUAAAUAGGAUAUCUGAGUUUUGUAAAUAAAUCAAUAAUUAUCAGUAAAAUAAAAUUAUUGAGUGACCCCAUGCUUUGGGCCUCUAGUAAGGUGCCACAUUAUUGGAGGCAUGUGGUACAGCAAACUUCUUACUUUAUGUGGCUCAGUAGUAGAGCAGUUUUUGCCCACAUCUGAGGUACUGGGUUCAAUUCUCAGCACCACAUAAAAACAAAUAAAUAAAAUAAAGGUAUUGUGUCCAUCUACAACCUAAAAAAAAAAAAAAAUAGUGAGCCAAAAUAUUUUUCUUUAAAGAUAAAUAACUUUUGAUAAGGCAAUUGAGGAAGUGAAAAAACAUAAUCUGCCUUGUUAUAUAUGGUUGAUUGUUUCCUGUACUUUAUAGUUAGUAUGUUCUAGAAACUUGUAUAUAUAGAAAAUAGUCAACAUAGUACUGUUUUCAGCACAUAGUGGCUAUUUUUUAAGGAAAUUAAUUUCAUACAUAAGAAGUAAUUUGUCAUAAAUGACACUUUUGCAUGAAAUACUGGUUUGUGUUGAUAACUCUUAAUUAAUCCUGGAUGUUUAAAACAAUACUCAGCAAAAAUAAUUAUAGGAAUUUGAUGUUCUGUGUCAAUCUAUAAUUUAAACUGCCAGAGUAGGAGAGAUUGUAAGUUAGGAAUCUCUUCAUCUCAAUGUUCCUUGAGGUUGGAUGUAUUUGAAAUUGAUUUCCAUAUGUAAAAUGGAGAUUUUAAUUUCUUUUUCCUCCUCUGCUCUUAACUGAAGGACAUUUUAUCAGUACUCAGGUUGAAUUAAAUUAACAUAUGAAGCUAAAAACUCUGUAACUGAGGUUAGCUCUGGAGAAGACAGGAAAGUCCUUAAUUGUAUAUUGAGCUUUUAGUUCAGAAAUUUGAUGUAGAUAGCAGUUUUACCUCUUUACUCAGCAUACUACCAUCCUUAGUAUCAGAUGUUAAAUCCAGUUUCUUUUUAUUAAGUGGAUACUGUAGCUUUCUCAACUCAAUAUUUAAAUUAACAGAGGAGCUAAGGGAAAUUUGGACUUAAUCAGAUUUUCAUUAGCACUUGUAUUGAAUAAUUACUAGUCCAUUGUAUCUCCAUGCCUUUCUCUUUUUCUUUUUUCCUUUUUUCAGUGUGAGCAAUCAGAUCAGGGCCUCAUGCAUGCUAGGCAAGUACUCUACUAUUGAGCCACAUUGCCAGUCCCCAGUUUAUCUCACUGCAUUUCUAGAAAUAGAGCGUAAUAGGAUUGGAGCAUAGAAGAAAUAUUAGAUUCAUUCAAAAGCACAGAAAGUUGGAAUUAUAAUUUCUUCAUUAUUGUGUUGUUUUUCUAAGUGUUUUAUGUAUGUAGCUGAAUAUUAAAAUUUAUCUUUUACAAUUCAAGAAAAGUUGUACUCUAUAUAGAUAUAAAGUUUAUAAUUAUUUUGUGAAGCAGUUUAUAAAAUAAUAGUAGCAUUAUUAGUAUGAAUAAAAUGCAUACUUAUUUUUAAAUUGCUAUGAAAUAUAUUAGAAUAAAAACUUGUAGACAUGUUUGUAAUGGGUCAUUGAUCUUGUCUGUGUAAGUUUCUUUAACCUUAAAUAAUGACUAAAUAUUUAGUUUUAUAUAUCCAGAUUUAAAGUACAUAAUUUAACUUCAUAAACAGUUACAAGUGAAAUAUGUAAACCUGGAAAAUAAAGUUAACAACACAUAGGAUAAUCUCCCACCAACAUCAUAUAUGUUAGCCACAAUACUGCUGCUUCCAUGGUGCUGAAUCUUUGCUACUGUAUUAGCUUUCCAUUACUAUUACAAAAUACCAGAUGAAAUUAACUUGAGAAAAAGUUUACUUUGCCUCACAGUUCUGGAGCUUCCAGUCCAGAAGCAAGUGACCCCAUGCUUUGGGCCUCUGAUAGGGUGCCACAUUAUUAUGGAGGCAUGUGGUACAGCAAACUUUUUACUUUAUGAGCCAUGAAAUGAAGAGAAAGAAAGAAAUAAAGGUUCCCCAGUCCCUUGCGAGGGCGUGUUCCCAAUGACCUGUGGACCUUCCAUUGCCACCUCCGACUAUUACUACCCUAGGACCAAGCCUUUAACACAAGGGCCUUUUGGGGGCAUUCAGCAUCCAAACUAUAGUAGUUAAUAUAUACUUAGAUAAAUGAAUGUAUUCUGUCUUCAUUGCAAUAACAUAUGGUCAGGGUUUAUCAUGCAUGUGUUCAAAUAAUAUAAUAAGUUGAUUAGGAACUAUGGAUAAUUUCAUUUACAAUUGAAAAAAGCUGGAAAUAAUUAUAAGGACACCCAUGAUUUAUAUUAUAAAAAAGCAAUUAGGGAUGCUGUGGGCAGUGGGUAAUGGGAAAUAUGAUUAUGAAGUGGCUUAAACAAAUGGAAAGAUAUUUUCCUCAUUUAAUAAUAAAAAAAAUCCUGGUACUAUCAUCAGAAUGUUUGUGUUCUCCCUGUAAAUUCGUAUAAUGAAAUCCUAACCCCCAAGGUGAUGGCUUUAGGAGGUGGGCCUCUGGGAGGUAACUAGGUCACCCUCAUGAAUGUAUUUAGUACCCCUAUAAAAGGCCCAAAUGAGAUCCCUCAUUCCUUCUGCCAUGUGAGGACACGGUGAUAGGGCACUCUGAGGAAGUUGGCCCUUACGAGGUCCCAAAUCUCAAAGCACCUUGAUCUUGAAUGUCCUCCAAAAAUGCCAGAGAUAAAUUUGUUUACCAAUCACUUAGUUUAUGGUAUUUUGUUAUAGCCCUUGGAAUAGGAAGGGCAUCUCUCAGCUUCAUCUAUCUUAUCAGAAAAGUAUAACCUUUUUUCUAAAAGCCUCCAGUAGCUUUUAUUCCUGUUGGUCUGGAUCACACAACUAUGCAUAACUGUAAUGGUGACUGGGAACAAGCACAAGGGCUCCUAGCUUCUGGGAGAGGCAGCUGACCAUAACUGGAGAGUCAACUAUACCAUCAUCCACUGGAUCAAUUUUGGGAAGUAUGUGUAAAGCUCCUAUAGAUGUUGUGUGGAAAAUGAUGGACCCUUAAUGUGGAAAUGAAAAAAUACUCAUUUGUUUUCUUCAAAAAACAUUUUGAGCCCCUUCUAAUGACAGAUGCUACAUGGCUAUUUCUAAUUGAUGUAAUGAGGUGAUGGAAUUUCCCCUUGUAGGUUUUUUGUUGAUAAUUGAUGUCACAUGGCAUCCAACGUGAAUGAUCUGUGUUUGUAUUGUUGCCCUGUUUCUUUUACUUUGGAUCAAAGGGUUCAUAUGGAAGGCCUUCGUAGUCAAGCAAGGACAGAAAAUGCUGAAAAAUGAACUGCAAAUAUAUCCCAGGAGAUACCGAGGGUGAGUCCAUGCUACUUGUGUUAUCAGUUGUACACAUGAUUAGAGAAGUGCAGAAUUCUGUGAUAAAAAUAUGGAGGAAGCAGAGGGUUUAUGUUCCAAAAUAGGCUUUUAUUUAUUCAUAUUCUUUCCCAGAAGCUUUACCUUCCUACUUGUGUGGUUUUUUUUGUUGUUGUUUUUUUUUUUUAAGUCCAGGGCAGCUGACUUUUGAUUAAAGAAAGGAAAUAGUCUAGAGGUUGCACAAAACCAGAUUGAAGUAAAAAUAAGGCAGGUUUCAUAUAUCAAAAAUUGAUUAAUUGAUGGGAGACCAUUUCCCUCAGUUCCUGCAAUUCAGAGGUCUUUGUUUAGAAUAAAAGUGUCUUCUCAACAAAACCAAGAUUUUGGACCUAAUGGUGGUGAAUAUAGCAAAAUGUAAUUCUGAGUUUAUUAUUAUUGAGAAAAGAAAAAGAAUUGAGGCUAGAUUAUUAUGCAUCUGUCAUAAGUGUGUGUAUUGUAGAGAUUAUGCAAAAAUGUGUAUGAGGUCAUGACUGAUGUAAAAAGGUCUACAAUAUGAUUACAAAUUUGUAAGAAAAGUAAACUAAUACUAGAGAAAAAGAUGAUGAUUGUUUUUGGAAAACAUGGUAAUUUUCUACUCUUCUAUAUUUUCAAAUUUUUAUAAUGAAUUAUCAGUUUUUAUUUGAAUCGCUUCCAUUGUUUCUAGUAAACUGACUUCCCAAUACUGAGAGAAUUGGAUGAAUAAAUAGUCUGUUUCUUCUCAGUCACUGUAAACUUAUGAAGCCAUUACCUUUCUGGAUAUGAUAUCUAUUUAAAUAAAAUGAGCCGUUGUAUUAAAUAA